Centropristis striata (black sea bass) is the source of this 2590-nucleotide messenger RNA. Its product is annotated as neuroendocrine convertase 2-like. Gene Ontology annotation, biological process: peptide hormone processing. Bases 251 to 2590 code for a protein of 779 amino acids. The record is from RefSeq and is a predicted model, not a curated record. The transcript has 20 exons. Gene Ontology annotation, molecular function: serine-type endopeptidase activity. NCBI's taxonomy places the organism in Eukaryota, Metazoa, Chordata, Actinopteri, Perciformes, Serranidae. Gene Ontology annotation, cellular component: trans-Golgi network; Golgi membrane.
AUGUGCUCGUUUUGUCGACUUACAGUUCGUUAUUUCUGCACGUUUGACUUGUCCAUUGUGGGAAUGCACGAUAGAUGCAGUGUUUUGCAUGCUCUAAUUUGCACGUUUUAUCACCAGGAGUCAAUGGAGACAAUAAAAAUGGACGCGUCGGGAGAUUUGUUUCUUUACGAUGCAUCGAGCUCGCGCUCUGCUUUCAACAGGAGGCAGUCCGUCUGUGUGAAGGCUCUGUCGCCUGGAAGGAAAAGGCUCCAUGUUCAGUGCAGUUGUGCUGCUGCUUGGCUGUCUGCUGCAGAGGAAACUAGUGACCACAGAGGGGCAUCGUGGGACCAACCGCCAUGUCUUUUAUGCAGUGCAAAUGGACGGAGGCAUCAGAGCCGCCAGAGCUCUGGCCAAGCAGCACGGACUGGAGUUCAUACAACAGGUUGGCAGCCUGGAGGCUCUGUACACCCUUAGAGACAGCAGGGGGCGCCCUGACAGAGCCACCUUGGAGAACAGACUUUUGACCGCAGUAGGGGUUCAAUGGGUGCAGAGGCAGCUCAGUUACUAUAGGGACAAACGGUUUCCUGUGACAGGACUGGACCACAGUACCACUCACAGUUCCCAGAGGAGAGAGUUUGCAACUGACAGGCAGCCUGAGGAGAAUAAGAGUGACCAGUGCCUCACCUUCAAUGACCCGCUCUGGCCCAUGCAGUGGGAACUGUUUGCACAGGGCGAGUACAACUCCAGUGGGUUUGACCUGAAUGUGAUGCCAGUUUGGAGCAACAACAUCACCGGUAAUGGAGUCGUAGUCAGCAUCAUUGAUGAUGGUGUCGAUCACACAAACAAGGACCUGAAGAAAAACUUUGAGGCCCUCGCCAGUUUUGACCUGCGUGCUUCACACGGUCUGUCUCAUGAUCCCAUGCCUAUCAGAGAUGAAGAGAACAGUCACGGUACCCGAUGUGCAGGGGAAGUUGCCAUGGAGGCCAACAACUCCUACUGCGGUGUAGGCAUCGCCUUCAAUUCCAGGAUCGGAGGUAUCCGCUUGUUGGACGGCUCUGUCACUGAUGCCAUGGAGGCCACAGCUCUGACCUUCAACAUCCACUUCAUCGACAUCUACGUCUGCAGUUGGGGCCCGCGGGACAAUGGGGCCGAGAUGGACGGGCCGCACAGCCUGACAGCACGAGCCCUUCGGCUAGGAACUCGCAAGGGUCGAGGUGGGAAGGGCAGCAUUUAUGUGUGGGCGGCAGGUAAUGGUGGAAUGCAGCAUGACCACUGUGGUGCAGACGGCUAUGUUAACUCCAUCUACAACAUCGCCAUCGGUGCUGUCUCUCAAACGGGGAAGCCCGCCUCCUUCGGUGAGCCCUGCCCCGGUGUGAUGGCCGUCACUCUGACAGGGGUUGGCGUGGGAGGCUCACUACCUCUGGUCACUGUGACCAACGUCGGUGGUGGCUGUGUCACAGACUUUCCAGGAACAUCCAGUGCUGCUCCGAUCGCUGCAGGGAUUCUGGCUCUUGCGUUAGAAGUAAAUCCUGAGCUGACGUGGAGGGAUGUUCAGCAUCUGAUCGCCAAGACAGCAAAGAUCCCUGACUCCAAAGAGCCUGGCUGGAACAUCAACGCAGCAGGAUACCAUGUUCACCAUAGGUACGGUUUUGGAUUGUUGGAUGCAGGGCUGAUGGUGCAGCAGGCCGCACAAUUCAUCACUGUUGCUCCGCAGAGGAAGUGCAUGCAGGAAGUCACACUCCAACCAACCAGGAUCCUUUCUCCAGGAGGAGACGUCAGAGUGAACAUCCAGUCAGAUGCUUGCCAGGGGACGACCAAUGAUAUUAACACUCUGGAGCACGUUCAGGUGAGAGUGAGCAUCAGCAGCGUGUGCCGCGGUGACCUCUCAAUAAGCCUGGAGUCUCCAGCCGGCACUGUGUCACUGCUGUUGGACAGACGGCCCAAUGACGCCUCCACUGCUGGCCUGAAAAACUGGACCCUGAUGACGGUGCACUGCUGGGGCGAGCAGCCUCGAGGCCUCUGGACCCUCCAGGUGACUGACCACAAAGGCACAGUGAGGAGAUGUACGAGGCCCAGUGACGAGGAGGCAUCCGGAGCCUUGCUCAAUGUUACACUCAUCCUCUACGGCACCUACCACCCACUCAGGACCAUGCACGAAGGACCCCUGCCGAGCAUUGUGAGCAUGGGGUCGCAUCACCCCGUCCCACCCGGGGGGGGCCAGAGGGACCGUUACCAACCUCUGAUUCAAUGGGUCUACCAAAUGGAGAGAGACAGGAAGGUGCGGGCUGCUGACAUCACUGUCCCAGCCAGACACGAGAUGUUGAAGAUUCUUGGAGACUUAGUGUCGGAUAAGCUGACCCUCAACAAGCCCCUCAUCUCCUCCAGUAGGGCUUUCAAGUUACAUCAGUCGGAUGUUGUACAGAAGUCCUCCUCGGGGUCCAGACCUGCUGUGAAGGAGCUUCAUGAGACAAAGAGGGAUGAUGUGGGCAGAGAGAACAGGUCCUUACCAUCACAUAUCCAGGAUGUGGUCAACAGUCAGAGUCUUCAGAUCAAGGAGGAGGAGAAACUGAGCAGAGGGAAGGCCCAGGGCCGGCAGCGUGCAGGGAACUGA